AUGCGGCCCCUCCGCGCUCCCCUCGCCCUGCUCUGCCAGGUGCUGGGCGCGUGGGCUGCCUGCGCCCUGGCCCCGGACCCCGUCGCGGCGCCUGGCCCUCCGGCGCCCCCGCAGCGCGCCCGCUCGCCGCCGGCCGCGACGCCCCUGGCCCCGGGCCGGCGGACGGCCGCGACGCUCCUCGGGCGCGGAGCCCUCCCUCGCGGGGCCGACGCCGCACCCGGCGGAGCGGCGGGGCCGGGCGGCAGCUGCGCGCCCCGCGGGACGGCGGGGACCGGGCGACGGCGGGCGCGGAGCAGCGAGCCCGGAGCCGGCGCGGCGGCGGGGCGGGGCGGGACGGGCGGGCCCCGCUGGCUGCCCCUGAACGCCUCGGCCGGCGGCGAGGGCAGCGCCGGGGGCCGCGGGAACGCCACGGGGCGCCGCGCCCGGCUCCGCAACCCCUUCUACCCGCUGACCGAGGAGUCGUACGGCGCCUACGCCGUCAUGUGCCUCUCCGUGGUGAUCUUCGGCAUCGGCAUCAUGGGCAACAUGGCAGUGAUGUGCAUCGUCUGCCACAACUACUACAUGCGGAGCAUCUCCAACUCCCUGCUGGCCAACCUGGCCUUCUGGGACUUCCUCAUCGUCUUCUUCUGCCUGCCGCUGGUUAUCUUCCAGGAGCUCACCAAAAAGUGGCUUCUAGAAGACUUCUCCUGCAAAAUCGUCCCGUACAUCGAGGUGGCCUCUCUGGGAGUCACCACGUUCACGCUGUGUGCUCUCUGCAUUGACCGGUUUCGUGCCGCCACCAACGUGCAGAUGUAUUACGAGAUGAUCGAGAACUGCGCCUCGACGACGGCCAAGCUGGCGGUCAUCUGGGUGGGCGCCCUGCUGCUGGCCCUGCCCGAGGUGGUGCUGCGCCAGCUGGCCAGGGACGACCCCGAGUACGGCGGCGGCCCCGCAGGCGAGCGCUGCGUGGUGAAGAUCUCCACGGCGCUGCCCGACACCAUCUACGUGCUGGCUCUCACCUACGAUGGGGCACGGCUCUGGUGGUACUUCGGCUGCUAUUUUUGUUUGCCUACCCUGUUCACUAUUACCUGUUCCCUGGUGACAGCGAGGAAAAUCAGGAGGGCAGAAAAAGCCUGCACAAGGGGGAACAAGCGGCAGAUUCAGCUGGAAAGUCAGAUGAACUGCACAGUGGUGGCUUUGACCAUUUUGUAUGGAUUUUGCAUCAUUCCUGAAAACAUUUGCAACAUUGUGACUGCCUACAUGUCCACAGGAGUCUCUCGACAGACUAUGGACCUCCUCCAUCUCAUUAGUCAGUUCCUUUUGUUCUUUAAGUCCUGUGUUACCCCAGUUCUCCUGUUCUGUCUCUGUAAACCUUUCAGCCGGGCCUUUAUGGAGUGUUGCUGUUGCUGCUGUGAUGAAUGCAUCCAGAAGUCUUCCACAGUGACGAGUGAUGACAAUGACAACGAGUACACCACAGAACUGGAGCUCUCCCCGUUCAGUACCAUCCGUCGUGAAAUGUCGACUUUUGCUUCUGUGGGGACUCACUGUUAAUUGACCUUAGGACUUUAUUUCCUGUAUCGUUUUCCUUUUUCUUUUUUUUACUUCAUGUUUUUCUUCUUGAAGCAAAAUGCAGGAAAAAAAAAUCACUGUUAAAAACCACUCUUGAAACCAAUCUGUAUUAACCGUCAUGCUUUGGAAAAUAAUUUGUUUGGUUAUUAAAAGGAAAGAAAGAGAGAGAAGGAGAGCCAGCACUCAGUUUUAAAUCGCGAGAUUUUGUAUGGUGCUAGGAUUUCAUUGAUUGAGGAGGAAGAUCCAUAUCAAUCCACUUUUUAAAAUUCUGUAGUAUUUUUUUUUUUAUAUAAUACUGUAAAAUGAUUAUAUAGACAUUGUGGGCUUUGCAAGGUGUUUUCAUGUAAAAGACGUGGUGGAAAGUAUUUGAAGGUAGUUUUAAUCCAAUUACUGUACACUAAUUUGGGCUUCAGAAAAUUUAUAAAGUAGUGUAAAAAUAAAUGAGGUUUUAUUCUUUAACUUGGUUGUCAAUCUGCAUUUAACAAAGAUACCUAUGAGUAGUAUUAAAUUCCUUUAAUAAGUUAAAAAAAAUCUUUGCAUAUCAUAAUUUAGGUGGCCAUAUUUAAUUAAUAUUUGGGUACUUACACUUGGAGGAUAUAAUUAGAGUGUUUAAGGAAGAUGGUUAUAAUGGUACUAGAUUUAUAGGAGUGGGCUUUUUUAAUGUUAUAUUAUGAUGGUUCAAUGUGCCUCAUUUAAAGUUUUCUUCUUAACCUGCAGGUAUACAAAAUCUUGAGUUAUUUUAUACUUAUUACAAAGAAACAUUCACUUUAUCACUGAAUUUUAUCUCGUGCGGUUUCCAAAUCAAGAUUCUUUCCAGUACACUGUUGGUUUUACAUUCAGUUUAUGUCCUCCAUCCCUGUAUAUAUAGCUCCUACUGGCUUCAAUGAGAAUCUCAUUGCAGAGAAAGGCUUUUUUUUUUUUUUUGCCAGAGAUUUGCUGACAAUAAAUGUGAGGGACUGAAACAUGUGGAGAGUGAAUUCCUUCUUUUUUAAAAGGUAUAAACACACUUGAACACUUGGGGCUUGACCCAGAGCCCAUGGUAGUCAAUGGAGAGGUUUCCAUCAAUUUCAGAGAGCUUUGAAUCAGGCUGGCAUCUCCCAUUUGUUCUGGGAUAUGUAGCAUGAAUAUUAAUCACAGGGGCUCUGUAUGCUCGUUCAGAAUCAUGCUGCUCUCACAGAGACCGCUAUUCACAGCAGCUCACAGCUCUGGAGCCGGUUUUGAGAGCCACUGUGUGUUUUGCUGAUGGCUUCUUGCUGUCUGCAGAGUUGUUAAAAUGAGGGCAUGUCAACACUGCCAGCAACAGUAUGAUAUAGUAAAAUCUAAAGUUGUUAUAAGCAAGCCAGGUUGGAGACUGGAAAGUGCCUAUCCUUACCAGCAGAGCUUAUUUCCCCACUCUUGGCUGAAGCAGACAUUCUGUUCUUGGCAGGCAAGCCGGCUCAUAUUUAUACUGGGCAGCAGGCUGAAGUGUAGACACAUGCUGAGGAACUGAAUUUUUUAUAGAUAGCUUGUAUUUUAAUGCUAAUUGAAUAAAUAAUGCAGCUGUAUUGAGCAGAAGGAAAAUCUCAUGCAUUCAUGCUUUGAAAUUAA
Molecule: messenger RNA, 3135 nt
Organism: Hirundo rustica (Barn swallow)
Lineage: Eukaryota; Metazoa; Chordata; Aves; Passeriformes; Hirundinidae
Gene: GPR37
Product: G protein-coupled receptor 37
Exons: 2
Coding region: 1-1530 (509 amino acids)
Biological process (GO): positive regulation of MAPK cascade; adenylate cyclase-inhibiting G protein-coupled receptor signaling pathway
Cellular component (GO): signaling receptor complex; plasma membrane
Molecular function (GO): G protein-coupled peptide receptor activity; prosaposin receptor activity
Source: RefSeq, a predicted model, not a curated record